Molecule: messenger RNA, 1623 nt
Organism: Vespula pensylvanica (western yellowjacket)
Lineage: Eukaryota; Metazoa; Arthropoda; Insecta; Hymenoptera; Vespidae
Gene: Hou
Product: glucose-induced degradation protein 8 homolog
Exons: 4
Coding region: 350-1042 (230 amino acids)
Biological process (GO): proteasome-mediated ubiquitin-dependent protein catabolic process
Cellular component (GO): nucleus; cytoplasm
Molecular function (GO): protein binding
Source: RefSeq, a predicted model, not a curated record
AGGUAAUACAUUAUAUACACGUACACACAGUUAAACGUACUCGAGAGAAAGAUUGUUACAAAGUGGUAUAAACGUUUUAAGUUUUCUUCUGUAGAAUGACAAAAUUAUAAUUAAUUAUCGUAAAAAUAGGUUGUGUUACCAAAUAAAAGUUUUCAUAUGAAAUAAACGUAGUAAAAAUUAGACAAAUUAAGAUUGUUUGUUUUUUUUGUUCUUAUACAUUUUCCGGUCAUUUACGUGCGGAGUGAAGUGAAAAGUGUGUUCUCGAGUAAUCCAAAAUUAUUAACGGUAUAUAUAAUUGUAGGGAUACAAUAACCUAUUCUGACAUUAUAUUUCAUUCAUAUGUACGACAAUGAGCUUUCCAGAGAAACAGGAUGGUAUAUCUAAAGAUGAGUGGGUCGCUAAACUUGAAGAAGGAUCUCACAUGCAAAGAGUCUCUAUGAAUAAUCUGAUUAUGAAUUAUCUUGUAACUGAAGGAUUUAAAGAAGCAGCUGAAAAAUUUCAACAAGAAUCUGGAGUUGGCCCGACAAUAGAGUUGAGUUCGUUAGAUGAUAGAAUUCGUAUUAGAGAUGCUAUACAAAAUGGUCGCAUUCAAGAAGCUACGGAUUUGGUCAAUCAAUUGCAUCCUGAAUUACUAGACAAUGAUAGAUAUCUUUAUUUUCAUCUCCAACAAUUACAUCUCAUUGAAUUAAUUCGUACUGGCAGAAUCGAAGAAGCAUUACAGUUUGCUCAAGAUCAGCUUAGUGAAGCUGGAGAGUCAGAUGAUAAUAUAUUGUGUGAAUUGGAACGUACUUUGGCUUUGUUGGCUUUUGAUGAACCACAUAAAAGUCCUUUUAGCGAUCUUCUACAUCCUACACAUCGACAAAAGAUUGCUAGUGAACUAAAUGCUGCUAUAUUGAAAAUGGAACAUAGAGAAUCAACCAGUCCGAGAUUAAAUAAUUUAUUAAAAAUGAUCUUAUGGGCCCAAGAUGAGCUGGAUAAGAAAAAAGUAAAAUAUCCUAAAAUGACUGACUUGGGUAGUGCAACUAUUGAAAGUCCAAAAUAAUACUAAUAAAUUGAAAAUAGGUACUUCGAUGAAAUAAUAAGAUUUUAUUUAUUAGUAUCUAUAGAGGACGAAUAUUAUAUAUUAAUAUUGUUAUUACAUAAACAUUAGAUUUUUAAUUAUAAAAUUCUUUGAAUUAUUAAGUAAUUUUUUUUGUUUUAAAUAAAGAAAAAAAAAAAGAGAAAAUUUCAUUAUACUCUAUAAUAGAUUUGAAAUUUUAUAACAUGUCAUAUGUAAUAACAACUCGGUAUCUAUUAAUAUAUUUAGAAUAAAAUGUGUAUAUUAAUUCUUUGUAUACAUUAGAAUUAUUUCAUUAUACAUCGUAAAUCGUCAUUUUUAUUAUAAAUUUAAUACAAGCCUAACAAAUCAGAAUACCAUACUGAGUAUGAAACAAGUGCAAAAUUAUCAUUUUCAUAAAUUAUACAUCACUAUUUUACAGAUAAUAAACAAAUCGUUUUGUCAUAUGUUUCAAAAUACUUAAGAAAUAUAUAUAUAUAUAUCAUGUAGCAUAAGAUUUAACUAUUAUUCACAACAUGUAUAUUUAAUGUAACAAUAAGAUUAGACAGUACCAUAUCAAAAGAGGA